Molecule: messenger RNA, 666 nt
Organism: Medioppia subpectinata
Lineage: Eukaryota; Metazoa; Arthropoda; Arachnida; Sarcoptiformes; Oppiidae
Source: the annotation of a GenBank genome assembly
AUGUGUUCAAUAAGUGAGACAUUGAUUGCACGCCUAAUACUGACCAUUCAUUUCACACAUUCAUACCUUUCAUCCCAUUAUCUCAGACCCGAUGCGAGCCGUAUAGAGACCGUCGGCGCCGAAAGAGCGGCCGCCGAAUGGCUGCUUAAAAACGGGGCAUCAGUUAAGUGGACACAAAGUAACCAAUGGAUCAAAGACUAUAACACAUUGGCUCUCGAAGAUGGCAAACACAGUAUCAAAGAGAUUGACGCCACCGACUCGUCCAUCACUCACAUCGGCUUUGAUCACCUCAAAGGUUUACAAUCAUUGGACACAUUUGUGAUCAAAAGUAACGGCUAUAUUGAGGACAAAGCGCUUGAAAUGUUAGGCAUUUGUAGCCAGAGUUUAAAACAUUUGGAAAUAAUUAGUUGUAUUGGAGUCACAGAUAAAGGUGUACUCAGUUUAACACAAUUAAAAAACCUAAAGUAUCUGAAACUCUUUGAUCUGCCAUCAGUUAGUGACAGAGAGAAGUGUUUAAAUCAUCUCAAGAGUGGUCUUAAUUGUGACAUUGAUUGGAAAGAAGUGAAACCACGGAAAUGAUUGUUUUCAAUACCGGUAAAAAACAAAGGUUUAAGAAAGAGAAAUACAAUAUUUAAUUAUAUAUUACUGUUAUUAAUACCACUAAUC